Messenger RNA from Asparagus officinalis (garden asparagus), 644 nucleotides. RefSeq lists its product as uncharacterized. Lineage: Eukaryota; Viridiplantae; Streptophyta; Magnoliopsida; Asparagales; Asparagaceae. Bases 12 to 644 code for a protein of 210 amino acids. The transcript is spliced from 4 exons. The record is from RefSeq and is a predicted model, not a curated record.
CUUAUCAUGAUAUGCGCCCCAUCGCGCUGCAAAGGUACGAACAAGCAAAACGUAGAUGCCUCGAACUGAAAGGUACCGAGAAACCUCCUCGACGCGGCCGCAAUGCUACUAAGGAAUCGAGCCUCAUCCCUGAUCUUAAUCGGAGGGCUGUGAUCCGAUGGGAAAACGGAGUGCCUGUUGGGGCCUUUGCCAAUGCUUUCAACAAUUUCCUUGCCGUUUUAGCCAGGAGACACGAUUUCUUCAACAUAUUUUUGACGUGGAAAUCGCAGCGGAUUGAUGCGCUGGUGGCUUGUUGGAGAUAUAUAUGUCGAUUUUUCUUUCUUGACGAUAAUAUUUGUGCCUGGACGUACUGCUUCGGGCAAAUCAAUGUAUCGUUCAAGAGAUGGCUCCACUUUGGGUUCAUUAGACAGAGCAACACCGAAAUGUUGGAGAAUGAGAGUGAUGAUAUAGCCAAAGGGAAGGAAUUUGAAAUGCUUACAUUCCAUACUCUUGAGAAAAUGAUUAGCCCAAUUCACUUUUAUUUGGGCAAAGAUGGCAUAAACUGCAUUAACUUUAUCAGGGGCAUAGUGAUCGAAACUCCCGGUUUUGGGAAUAAGGUUUUGAGCAACAAUACGAGCUAUGAUUUUAGCAGUGGGAUUGAGUGA